AUGGGAAUUUUAUUAGUUUAUCAUAAAUUUAAUGUAAGGGUUUUAUCCUUAGCCAUCCUCGUUUGUUGCUGUCAAGGAGCAUUUUGGGAAACAACAGACGACUUCUAUGCAAGUAAGUGAUAAAGAAAACAUGUCGAUAAGUUAGCAGGUCUCAUGUUGGACUUGGUUGGUGCCCUUGUCUGAGUUUCAGUCUGUAUCAAGUUCAGUAAAAAUUAUAUAAGUUUCUCGCUUUUAAAAACGACGGAAAGGGACGGAUAGUUUACUUGUUCUAUUCCAUUUCAAGUACGAAUGCAGUCUGGCUGUGUGCCUAAAAAAUUACCUACAUUCUAGUCACAGGCUUCUGCUACAUUCAAAACUAAACAAGGCAGAAUUUUGAAAAGCAGAAAUUCAGUGCCAAGGUUAAGGAUAGAGAUCACGCAAUGUAGCUCAGAGCAGAAAUCAACUGAAGUAGUAAAUCGCAGAUGCGGAAAACUUCAAAGCAGAGGAGACGACAGAAUGAAUUGAAGCAUGAGGUCAACGUGGUUUGCUUAUACUCAGUAUCCAGACCUAUCAAUAGUGUCAUCAUGUGAUCACAAGACUUGGUUAACAUGUAAAUAGGUAUAGAAAAAUUCCAAAACGAAGAGCAAAAAUUAAGAAAACGAAACGUCACGUUUUCUUUGCUUGUACAGUCAGUUAUUGUGCUUUCCAACGAACUAGUCAGAGAGAAUUGCUCAAAGAAUUCGUUUGCCUCUCUCAAUGAAAUCAACGGGUAAGGACGAAAAUCGUUGUAAGCCACUUUCUGAGAUACUUUGCGAGGACCAUGUAGAGGAAAAUGAGUGAGCAAUAGAAUUCACAUCUUGCACACACAGAUAGAGAAUUUUAACGUGGGAUCUACUUCACCUUCACCGCUCGCUAAGCGGUGAGAAGCAAAUUGGCACACAUAACACGCCGCUCUGUGCUACCUGUUGCAGUGAUCUUAUCACAUAACGUAUGUCUGUAAAUAAAGUUAUAUAUUACGUAUUAGCCGUAAGACAUGUGGUAAGUACUGCGGAGCCUCUAUUCAGGGGACGCCUUCGGGAAAGGGAAAGAGUCCCUUAAAGAGGGUUUUCCUUCAAUAGAGGUAGUGGAUACAAAGAUUGGACAUUAUAGCGCCUCCAUUUAGAGGACACCAUCGAGACCAGGACAAGAGUCCCUUAAUUUCAUGGAAUUUUCCUUCGUAAAAAGGCAGCUGCAUUAAACAAAGAUCGCAUCUAGUUUUUCUUUCGACUGUUUGAAUGGCCAGGUCUCCUUAAUGGAGAGAUUUCACUGUAUAUAAUAUUGGUAAGACAGAAAAAGAAGUUUUUUUUAUUAUAAAAAUAACGGUCCGUGGCCAGCGCUUUAGAAUCCCCCGGGUCAGGACCGAGCGUUUUAAGACUGAGGUUCAUUAUAAAUAGAUAAGUAUUUUCGAUUCUAAUAUCUACCUUUUUUGUCAGUUAUUUGCAUUUGCACGUUUUGCUUGCUAACAUAAAUGCUGUUAACUCAAAUGCGCUGAGUACAGCAAAAAUAAAGAUUCGAGGCUAGAAAGUGAAAUAACAAAUAAAAGGAUUUAUGCAAGUAAAAUUCUUCUGGUCUUAAGUGUUUCAGACCAUCCCACCGAUCCCGGAAAUACGGCAAAAACUGAUGAGAUACUUCCUUGACCGUCAAGAUGACUCAAGAGGCAAACGAUAUAUUUCAUAUCACGACAUUGUGUUCGUUCUCGACUCAUCCAACUCCAUAAGUGAGGCCGAUUUCAAUCUCAGCUUAACCGCAGCCCAAGGUCUGGUGACGCGAUUUGACCCAGAUACAAUGUUUGCUGCAGUAACCAUAAGCACAAAUGCUUCCGUCAACUUUAAUUUUAAGUCCACCAAGGUAAGAAAAACAAAGGUAUAAACGGCCCUAAGGGUUUGAGGUUAUGACAGGUUGUUAAUAAUGGCAAUAGGGUGUGUUAAUCACAGACUAAAAUAGCACAAUGCCACUAGUGAGCUUAGCACAACCACAACGACCAUGGAAACGGGAAAAACUGUUAGCAAAAAAAAAAUGAACGUGCAACAGACUUUUUGGCGGGUUUCUUUGCCGUUAUUGCACGUUGCCGUUGUCAAACUUGAUUGAAAUGGUAGCGAUCGUCGCGACUUCGAUUUCGUCGGAAAUACUCAUACAGAGGCUCAAUUAACACAAAUUUAAAUGAUCAUUCAGUUCAUUCUUUGGAAAUUAGGCGGUCUUGGUGAAGGAUAAUAAACAGAGGAAAGUACUGCUUAGUAGCUUUCAUUUAAAUGCCCACACUGAAUUUCACUCACAAAUUCUUGAGUCAGGAACCUUUGUAAAGAAAAAUAAUCGGAGCAAAGUACUGCUCAAUAUCAAUCAUUUGAAUCGGAUCACACUUCAUUCCGUAGUUAGUGUAGAGGAGACUGGUUAUGAAAUCUGUCAAACAUCACAGUUGAAAGUAACGAGGCUGUAGUUCAUGUUGGAAGCUCCCUGACCGUUUACAACCCUUUGUCCGCCCCGUACCCAGACGUCUCUCUCUCGAUGAAAAUUGGCGCGUAAAAGAAGGCGGGAAGGAGAAAACAGGCGAGACAGCGCUUUACCCUUCCCUUGGUCCCUUGCGCGUCGUCAUCAGUCACUCGCGUUUCGCGCGCGCCUCUUUCCCAAACCAUGCGAAAAACGAAGCGCCUGAGGAGGAGGAGGAGGAGGUUGAUCCUUUGUUUUUUGUUCACAAAUUGUGACUGAAUAAAUCAAUGGAAUGUUUCCGUUGGUCAGAAAGUUCAAAACGAUGGGAAUGCUCGUGUUCGGUCAGGUACAAAAAAGCUAACAAAAAUAUAAAAAAGGAAUCUAACGGGUUUCAUAACCAUUCCACUUUAAUAAAUACGUUCAUUCACAGCGGACCGUACAAACGUUAAGGCCACCUUAUCAGCAUAAUAAACAGUACUUUGAUGCACUUCAGGGCCUUAUGCUGGCUCAAAUGAUAGACCUAUCAAGUACUACUAUACAGUAAAUAAUACCAACUAACAGAGGCCUGAUUAAAAGCCUUUGUUACUUUUUUUUCCAGGCUGCUAUUGAAAGCAUUGGCAAAAUUCAGUAUCAAGGGGGCAAGAAAAACAUCUUAAAUGCCUUAAAAAAGACGCUUAACGUGCUAUCUCUGAACGCUGACUCGGGUGUUCGCGCCGGAAGUCGGAAACGUGUGUUACUGGUGACUAACGGACCAGAUGAACGGAACCUGAAUGAAACGGAAAAGCUACAAAAGAUCAUUUGGAUAGCAAUACAGUUACGAAUUCGAGGAGCAGAAGUUUUUGUAGUGGUUGUUGGCUAUAAGAUACCAAGAAUUGAAGAGCUUAUUCAGAUAGCAAGUUCGACCGACACACACUUCUAUCGUGUAUCUGAUAUGCUUUCUUUCAAACAAAUAGUGGAUGGGAUCCCUGCUCAUAUUGUUUACCAAGAACAAAACUUGGGCAAAUAG
Molecule: messenger RNA, 3448 nt
Organism: Porites lobata
Lineage: Eukaryota; Metazoa; Cnidaria; Anthozoa; Scleractinia; Poritidae
Source: the annotation of a GenBank genome assembly